AUGGUUGUUACGGAAUUGGAACUGAUAAUUGGUGAGAUUGAGGAAAAGAUUGGAAGAGGAGUGAACAAAGACGAAAAAAAAAUUGAUAAUUCAAAUAAGAUAUCGUUUAUAAGAUCUGAAGUGGAGUUGUCAGAAAUGCUAGAUGAUAUAUGCGAGAAGUCAUCCGAGUGGUCAGCUGUAAUACAUCCGCGAACCGGUAAAGGGAUAUAUGCACGUCGCGCAACUCUGAAACUAAAACAAGUGCCAAAUCGUUUGACACUUUAUCAGUUCAAGGAAGCGUGUCAUGAUUUUUUGCAUUUCUACGAAGACAAACUAAUUGCAUUUUCUCGACAAAAAAGUAAGGAGCCAGUGCGUCAGUUCUGUCAUGAAACAAUCAAAGUUUGUACGUCUAUCGAUGUUUCUGGAAUGACGGAUGAGGAAUCAGGCAAAUCAAUGAUUCUUAGUGACGAAGAAAAAGAUAAAGAAGUUAAAAAAGCACUAAGGCAGAUGGAAAAAAAACGAAAAGAGUAUAGCGAGCUUUAA
Thelazia callipaeda (thelaziosis nematode) is the source of this 522-nucleotide messenger RNA. Lineage: Eukaryota; Metazoa; Nematoda; Chromadorea; Rhabditida; Thelaziidae. The record is from the annotation of a GenBank genome assembly.